Molecule: messenger RNA, 1031 nt
Organism: Morone saxatilis (striped sea-bass)
Lineage: Eukaryota; Metazoa; Chordata; Actinopteri; Moronidae
Product: succinate receptor 1-like
Exons: 1
Coding region: 1-993 (330 amino acids)
Biological process (GO): G protein-coupled receptor signaling pathway
Cellular component (GO): plasma membrane
Molecular function (GO): G protein-coupled receptor activity
Source: RefSeq, a predicted model, not a curated record
AUGCCGUCCUUCUUCCUGGCGGUGCUGAUCCUUGGCCUCCCCCUCAAUCUGCUCUCCCUCUGGGUCUUCUUCCACCGCCUGCGGCGCUGGUCCCGCAGCACGGUGUUCCUCUUCAACCUGACCCUGGCUGACACCUCGUGGCUGCUGGCCUUGCCUUACCUCAUCAACUACCAUCUGGACCACCUGUACUGGAAGCUGGGCCUGACCUUCUGCGCGGCCGUGAGGAUGUUCUACCACAACUACUUCUACCUCAGCAUCUUCUUCGUCACCUUAAUCAGCGUGGACCGGUACCUGGCCAUCGUGCACCCGCUGCGCUCCCUGGUGCUGCUGGGCCGGAGGCAGACCUGCCUGCUGUGUGUGGCGGUCUGGGUGGCCGCUCUGAUCCUCAGCAUACCUGUUGCCACCAUGACUCUGAUCCAGACUUGCCCCGGGAGCAACCGCACAGUCUGCACCCUAUACAUACUGCUGAGUGAGACCGGGGAGAGCCUCCCUUAUUCCCUCUUCUGCUCCCUCAUUGGCUUCCUCUUCCCGCUGCUCUCCAUCUGCUACUGCGGCCUGCACAGUGUCAGAGAGCUGCGCCACCGGUCCUGCCGCCCCGACCCGCACAACAAGCAGCGACGGCUCCGGCGGGUGCUGAGCGCAGUGCUGGUCCUCUUUGCGCUCUUCUACCUGCCCUACCACCUGAGCCGAAACGCGGCCAUCGUGAUGCGGGUGGUCUACCCCGACAACCCGGCGUCCUGGCACAAUGCGGACCUGGCCUUCGCCCUGGAGAUGUGCUUCUGCAGCAUCAUCACCUGCGUUAACCCUCUGUUCAGCUGCUUCAUAGGAGGCCAGUUCAGGAAGGAGUUUCACGGCACGUUUGCGGUCAUAUUCUCCCACUGUCCGGGUACGCAGGUGGCCUCUAUGAUAUCUAAGCGGACCCGGAUGAGGACAAAGCAGGGGAUGUCGACUGUAUCACCUGUGUGCGCACUGCCCGCGCCUCGAUCCCAGUGAGCUGUGCACAUGUAAAGUGAUAAUACUCUUUGUCUAUU